AUGGUGACCAGAACGGAUACGCAUGACAUGGGGUUCAUUGUGAUGCCUAGUCUUCAAAUGGAUUGGGAGCUGACGGGCAACAAGGCCAGCCUAGAGGCAAUUGUCACUGCCGCCAAUAGUUUAGCUUCGCGUUUUGAUUCACGUGUUGGGGCUGUCCGGAGCUGGGAUCGCAUGCAAAGCCACCGAUACCACGUGGAAGACAAGGACGAGAAUUUCCUAGUCAUAAUCGACAGCAUGUGUAACAUGGAUCUCCUGUUCUAUGCGGGUUACCAUACAAAGGAUCAGAAACUCAUCGACAUUGCUACUGUCCACGCUCAUACAGUCCUUCGUACCAUUGUGCGCCCCGAUUUCUCAACCUUUCACGUGUGUAACCUAGACCCUAAGAGUGGGAAGGUGAAGUUUCAACAGACACACCAAGGAUAUGCAGACGAUUCCACGUGGAGCAGGGGCCAGGCAUGGGCAAUCCUUGGAUACACCCAAACUUAUAUGUGGACGAGAGAUCCCAUUUUCUUGAAGGCGGCAAUUCGUCUUUCGGAUUAUUUUCUUCGGCGCCUUUCGCAGUCCUCACACGACCAUCCUCAUAUCCCGUUAUGGGAUUUUGACGCACCUUCUAACGGCGAGAAACCUCCGCCACGGGAUACUUCCGCCGCAAUGAUUGCCGCGAACGGAUUUCUCUUGUUGCAUCAGGUAUUAGAGAGCGAUUCCGUUUAUCUCGAGGCUGCCCUCAACAUUACCGAAGCAGUAGCGGCGCAUUCUUUGUCUUCCCAGAUAGCAAAUGUUCACAUAGAUAAAAAGGGCGAAGUGGUGGCACAAGGGAAUGGUUUUGACUCUAUUUUGAUGAACGCCACCGCGAACAAAAAUGGGAGCGCUAUUAUAUCGUAUAGUGACCACGGUUUGGUAUACGCUGACUAUUACUUUUUGGAAUUUGGCAACAAAUUGAUGCGGAUGAGAAUUUUGUAA
Messenger RNA from Penicillium lagena, 960 nucleotides. RefSeq names its product Glycoside hydrolase family 88 protein. The transcript has 3 exons. The coding region runs from base 1 to 960 and encodes 319 amino acids. The record is from RefSeq and is a predicted model, not a curated record. Gene Ontology annotation, biological process: polysaccharide catabolic process. NCBI's taxonomy places the organism in Eukaryota, Fungi, Ascomycota, Eurotiomycetes, Eurotiales, Aspergillaceae. Gene Ontology annotation, molecular function: chondroitin hydrolase activity.